This is a messenger RNA of Trichobilharzia regenti, 2623 nucleotides long. NCBI's taxonomy places the organism in Eukaryota, Metazoa, Platyhelminthes, Trematoda, Strigeidida, Schistosomatidae. The record is from the annotation of a GenBank genome assembly.
AAUUUCCGCUGUAGAAAUAUACACAGUAUUGCAUUGAUUCAAGUUGAUAUCAUUCAUAAAAAUAGGACUGAAGGAAAAUUUAUGGGGAAAGAAUAAUUACAAUAAUAAUAACAAUUAUUAUUAUUAGUCUCCAGUCUGGUUAUCUAUAGUUUCUUACUUGGUCGAAACUAACAGUCAAGCAUUUCAUUGAUUAGUGUCACAUUUUUGUUCGACUACCUCACACUCUUUAUCAACCUAAUAGUGAUGAGGAUAACUUCCAUUUUAAUCGAUAACUGUCGUGUAGAUGUGUGUGUGUAUUCGAAUAUGACCAACCGAAACUGGUCUCAACCGCUUGUAUCUCUUGUAAAUAUUGCCUAACACGUACAUAAACGGAUGCAGUAUACAACUUAGGACACUUGUAUUUUGAUAAAGUUCGAACUAGGAAUCAACCCCUUUUUCACUCGUUCCCAAUGCUUUGUUAGAUUAAUUCUAUAAGAAUACUUCAAUGAAGCUAGGUCAAAUGUAUUAUCGGAUUAUUUUAUAGUUCUCAUUGAAAAAGAGGCUUAAAUUCUUGUGAAUAUUACACCGACCUUGUGUAUAAACUGAAUAUUUAACAAGUAAUAGAAUUUUCAGAAUGUACACAAGUUUGAAUUAUUAAUUCCUACAACCCUCUGAUAAAUUUAUCAGUAGUAUUGAUGACUAAUACCUACAUUAAUUUGUGUAAUACUUAGAGAUCUCUAAGCGAUAAUCUGAAUACAAGUUAAAGUAUUGAACAUUGAUAUCCAUAAAAUUGAACACAUAAGCAUUUUUACAACACAAUUGAUGUAUUAAUACUGCCUGUUGAGAAAACACUAGGUAGUAAAUACUUGUAAAUCUAUUCCCUCACAUACUUUUAGCACUUUUACAGUCAUGUUUUUAAAAAAAAAAUAAAAAUGCAAUACUUUUCUGUUACAACCAAUCUUAUUCAGUGUUUAAAUCCAAUAAUUUUCAAGGACAUGCACAUAUUUGUACUACGCAUAAUGAUCACUAAACGUUGUGCUCUUCUUAGUCAAAUAUUAACAAAACUUCAAUAUCAUUAUAAUGAUGCAAUAAUUACUACUGGUAGUAACAGCAGUGGUAUAAAGCAGCUGUUUAAAUGCUUCAGUUCAGAAUCAUUUAAAAAGUUAUUACCAGAUGAAGCAACCGACGAAAGAAUUACUGAUGUGAAAACGAAAUAUCCCAACCAACCUUCAUAUCGUUUUGUACCCUCAAAACCGAUAUGGAAACGAUUCGACGUUGGCGAUCAGAACGGAUCAGAAACGGAAAAUAAUAUAUCAUGUGCUGAAGAUUCUGUAUCAAUUGACGAUAAUGGUGUAUAUUGUAUUGAUCGUAGUACUCUUCCAGAGAAGACACAAUUGGAUUUAAAUUCAGUAAAAUUACUUGAACAAGUAUCACUAGUAGAUUUCAAAGGUGAAGAAAGUUUAAAAAUUCUAGAAGAAGCUAUUCGUUAUGCUGACUGUUUGUUGACAAAAGAAGCCUUUCAUGGAACAACAAAUGAACAGUAUUUAAACUUUAAUAAUACUGACCCAAUAGUUAGUCUUUGUGAUGAAAUCAAUCCAGACUGGAGUUGUCCCUUACGGGAUGAUGGUGAUAAUGAAUCUGUUGAAGAUAACUGUUCACUGGCUAGUCAUAUUAUGCAACAUGUUCCGGAUAAAUGGGAAGGUUAUAUUGUUGCUCCACUGGCUACCGCUCCUGUUGAUCAGGGUGAAACUAAUCACAACAGUUCAAAAUAAUAACAACAGUAAUAAUAUUAUGUAUGAUAGUAUGUUAUUCUGUAAACAUAACAAUGCAUGCACGCGUCCAUUACUUUUGGUCAACCGAUGAAAAAAAUAAAUUGAAUUUGCCACGUUUUAAAUUGUCGAAUAUAUUUAUGUUCGAAUCCUUCUGGAAAGAUGAAUCCUGUUGAAUAUGUUUUCAAGGGUUAUUUGUUGCAAGUUUGAUUACGAAUUAAUAUCACUUAGAGAACCAGGAAGUACUGGACAGUUGUUUCGUCCUAGUUUGGGACUCAUCGGCAGUUUACACCCACCAGUAGGGUUCCAACCCCAGGACCUUCAGGUUACAAGACAACCUCUUAGACUAUUCAGCCCAUUGGACUUGAUCCAAUGGCCAAUCCAUGAAUUCUAACUUCUACCGAUUCGUGAUUCGAGCGCAACCACUAACCAAUUUUAUCGGCUGAAACAAAUGUUAGCUUUAUUAGAGUUUUAACCCCCAUAUUAAACAAUAGUACAGAGUGGAAAACAAUAAUAAUAGUGGCCUUAUUCCAGACAUCACAACUGAUACAGGGUGUAAUUCUCAGCGUGUGGUAUGAUAUUCCAUCUGAUUUUUUCUUUGCAUUAAAUAAUAAGGCGGAAAACAAUUAAUUGGAACAUUUGCAUCUAUAAUAAUAUCGAUAAAAAGUAAAAUUAGAAUUGUAAAUUAAUAGAAAUGGUGAUAACAAUCUAUGUGUGAUAGGAAGAAUAAAAACAACCGUUUAUUCACUGUUUUACAGUAAGUUAUUGAUUUCAUGCCUGACUGUUUCUUCAUUACAUAAGAUGCGUUCCAGAUAAGGUAUCGUUGAGUUUCUAUACUUAGCCGUCCAACUAUAAAGUCUUUUAUAAAUUGCUUC